Molecule: messenger RNA, 1886 nt
Organism: Oncorhynchus gorbuscha (pink salmon)
Lineage: Eukaryota; Metazoa; Chordata; Actinopteri; Salmoniformes; Salmonidae
Gene: dynlt2b
Product: dynein light chain Tctex-type 2B
Exons: 6
Coding region: 134-541 (135 amino acids)
Biological process (GO): microtubule-based movement
Cellular component (GO): cytoplasm; cytoplasmic dynein complex
Molecular function (GO): dynein intermediate chain binding
Source: RefSeq, a predicted model, not a curated record
AUGGUAACACAAGCAAACGUUUAUUCAAGCCUCUUGAGGCUUUCGCUCAAUCUCCAUUGCCAUGUUUUUAUGUAUUAUUUGCUAAAUAAGCUUUCUUUACCAUCCAACGCACUAUAAUACAUACGCAGUUAAAAUGGAGGGAACCGAUACCGGAGGAAAUACUUACCUCAUUAGACCGAAUUAUCAUCACAAGUUCAAAGCAGCUGUUGUGAAGGAAUGCAUUCAUGAUGUCCUGAGAGAACAACUGUCUGGGGUGCAGUAUGAUCCGGAUGAGGUCGGCGUUCUGUCCCGUUCAUUAGCAGAUUGCAUAAAGGACAAACUGAAGGAUGUGGGCUUUGACCGAUACAAGCUGGUGGUACAAGUGGUAAUUGGAGAGCAGCGAGGAGAAGGUGUCAAGAUGGCUGCCAGGUGUUUCUGGGAUGCUGACACAGACAGCUACGCUCAGGACAUUUUCAUGAAUUUCACUAGGGAGAAUGACCGUGAAGACGAGGAGGAUGUGGAACUGAAAAUUAUCUGGAUGAGGAUUGCAAUAUUGGUGUGAUCAUUGAAGACGUCUUCCACAAUCGUUGAUGCAAAGAAAAUAAUAUUUUUUUCCCAGAUAUAAUUACAACAGAGGUGUGCUGUAAUCAAAUGAAAUAGAACGUUUAGGAAGUUCUAGUUUGCAUCAAGCCUGUUUAGCAUUUGGCCAGAGGUUCUCAUCCACAUAGCAGUGAAUGUUCAUGCACCUGGGGAUAAAAUAUUUUGGCAUGGCCAAUCCAUUGUCAGGGUUGAAUGCACUUUGGAUACAAGUGUUUUUUUUUACGUAAAUGAAAUGUAUUACAGUAAUCUAUUAAACAAUGGAAUAUUAGCAAAGCAGAAGAGAACCCCCCCCCCAUAGCAAAAAUACCAUGCAAUUAAUUUUUGCUUAUGCAUCUGUUUGUGUCAAUAUCAGAUUAGAAGAAAAAAAAAUCAUAAUUGCGCAUUACAGUCAGCCUCUGUCAUGCUAUAUAUGUUUAUACUUUACAAACAUUUUUGUUCUGUUGUUCACAAUCUCAAUAAACACUGGUCCAGUUAUUUAUUUUUUUGUGGUCUUAGUCAAGUGAAAAUGUGCUGAGGUUUUUGAUACAGCUGCCUUUUUGACGAUGUGGUUUUGAGGGUUGUAAUUAAGAGUUGUGAAGAUGUACCACAUACUUGUGAAAAUUGCACCAAUGGUCUGCCUUGCGUCAUGUGGUCUGCGUUGCGUCAUGUGGUCUGCGUUGCGUCAUGUGGUCUGCGUUGCGUCAUGUGGUCUGCCUUGCGUCAUGUGGUCUGCGUUGCGUCAUGUGGUCUGCGUUGCGUCAUGUGGUCUGCCUUGCGUCAUGUGGUCUGCCUUGCGUCAUGUGGUCUGCGUUGCGUCAUGUGGUCUGCGUUGCGUCAUGCGGUCUGCCUUGCGUCAUGUGGUCUGCGUUGCGUCAUGUGGUCUGCGUUGCGUCAUGUGGUCUGCGUUGCGUCAUGUGGUCUGCCUUGCGUCAUGUGGUCUGCCUUGCGUCAUGUGGUCUGCCUUGCGUCAUGUGGUCUGCGUUGCGUCAUGUGGUCUGCCUUGCGUCAUGUGGUCUGCCUUGCGUCAUGUGGUCUGCGUUGCGUCAUGUGGUCUGCCUUGCGUCAUGUGGUCUGUGGUCUGCGUUGCGUCAUGUGGUCUGCCUUGCGUCAUGUGGUCUGCCUUGCGUCAUGUGGUCUGCGUUGCGUCAUGUGGUCUGCCUUGCGUCAUGUGGUCUGCCUUGCGUCAUGUGGUCUGUGGUCUGCGUUGCGUCAUGUGGUCUGCUUUGCGUCAUGUGGUCUGCUUUGCGUCAUGUGGUCUGCCUUGCGUCAUGUGGUCUGCCUUGCGUCAUGUGCCUUGCGUCAUGUGCCUUGCGUCAUGUGCCUUGCGU